AUGUGGUGGCACGUCUGGGCGUGGGCGUGGGCGCUCCUCGCUCUCCCGUUGUCCGAGUCGGGGGCGGCGGGGGCGGCGGGGGCGGCAGGCACACUGCCCAUCCCCCUGCAGACCCGCACCCUGUUCACGGACUGGGGGCUGGGCGGACUGGGCGGGCUGGGGUCCGGGGGCGGCCAGGGGCGCACGCCGCAGCCCGUGUGCCUGGACAUCCCCGCCAACCUCAGCCUGUGCUACGGCGUGGGCUACAAGCAGAUGCGGCUGCCCAACCUGCUGGACCACGACACCAUGACGGAGGUGGGGCAGCAGGCGUCGUCCUGGGUGCCGCUCGUCAACGUGCGGUGCCACGCGGACGCGCAGCUGUUCCUCUGCUCGCUGUUCAGCCCCGUGUGCCUGGAGAGGUCCAUGAGCGCCAUCUACCCGUGCCGCUCGCUGUGCGAGGCGGUGCGGCGCGGCUGCGAGGGCCGCAUGCGCGCCUACGGCUACCCCUGGCCGGACAUGUUCCGCUGCGACAAGUUCCCCGCCGACAACGACAUGUGCAUCGCGGCGCAGUCCGAGCAGCCCGCGCCGCAGCAGCCCGCGGCCCCCGUGCAGCCGCAGCAGCGGCAGCUGGAGCACGCCAACGAGCCCGUCGUCGUGGUGGAGGACGCCAACGACGCCUGCCGGCCCUGCAACCAGGCGGAGACCUACGAGAACGUCCUGGAUCACCUGUGCCGUUCUGACUUCGGUGACCGUGCGCGCUCGCGUGCGCCGCGCCCGCCAGGCCGCCGCCGGCCCCUCAAGGCCCGCAGCGAGGCGGACCAGCGCCAGGACCAGCGCCGGGACCUCGCCGGCGACGCCCCCCUCCGGACGACGAGGGUGCUGAAGGCCGCCAACCCCGCCGUCAAGAAGCUGGCGCGCGCCUCGCUGCCGUCCCUGCCGACGGGCUGCCCCGCCUGCGACAAGGCCGAGUCCUUCCUCGUCAUGGGCAGCGUGGGCCCCGCCAACGCCCUCGAGAUCAGCUUCGUCCUCCCCUGGACCACCAAGUCCAAGUCUAUCAAGAAGGCGGUGCGCACCUUCACCAACACCAACUGCACUAACCCCAACCUGGUGUCGCGCACCGUGAUCGUCGACUCCUUCACGCCGGUGGACGGCUCGCCCGUGGAGGCCAUGGAGCCGCACCCCGUCGUGCCCGUCGCCGUGCCCAGGACCACGACGACGACCACCACGACAACGCCGAGGCCAGCGACAACCACUACUACUACGCCGAGGCCAACGACAACCACCACCACUACAACUACGCCCAGGCCAACGACAACCACCACCACUACAACCACGCCCAGGCCAACGACAACUACCACCACCACGACAACGCCGAGGCCGACGACAACCACCACAACGACGACUACGCCCCAGCCGACCACCACCACAACGGCGGCCACGACGACCAGGGCGUCGAGGAGGCACGGCUCCAGGCAGCGCAGCCGGCAGCCCUACUCGCCGUACUUCUCCGCCACGACGACGAGUACGUUCCCGCCGCUGACGAGGAUGUUCCCGCCGUGGACGAGGACGCCGCCGACGCGCAGCUCUGGCCCGCCAUCAACGACUACGGUCGUGCCUUCGACGGGCAGCCUUCCACCCACCACUAGAAACACAUUCCCGCCCUGGGCCAGAACUCCGCCAACAACUUCGAGUACGUUCUCGCCCUGGACCACUACACCCUCUACAACUACAACCUCACCAUGGACCACUACACCCUCUACAACAACAACUAUAACCUCACCCUGGACCACUACACCAUCUACAACAACAACUACAUCACCCUGGACCACUAUACCAUCUACAACUACAACCUCACCCUGGACCACUACACCAUCUACAACAACAACUACAACCUCACCCUGGACCACUACACCAUCCACAACAACAACUACAACCUCACCCUGGACCACUACACCAUCCACAACAACAACAACUACAACCACACCCUGGACCACUACACCAUCUACAACUACAACUACAUUCUCACCCAGGACCACUACACCCUCUACAACUACAACCUCACCCUGGACUACUAUACCAUCUACAACAACUACAACCUCACCCUGGACCACUACACCAUCUACAACUACAACUACAUUCUCACCCUGGACCACUACACCCUCUAAAACUACAACCUCACCCUGGACCACUACACCAUCUACAACAACUACAACCUCACCCUGGACCACUACACCAUCCACAACUACAACUACAUUCUCACCCUGGACCAGCACACCCUCUACUACCACCUUCCGGCCGACGACCAGCACAACGACCCCCACGCCGAGCACCACGACGACCACCUCGCCGAGCACCACGACGACCUUCCGCUCGUGGGUGUGGACGAACCCUCCGGUGCGGUGGCCGACCACCGCCCGGACGACGACGGGGCCGCCGACGCCGCGAGAUUUGCGAGAUGAGUGA
Thrips palmi is the source of this 2442-nucleotide messenger RNA. Its product is annotated as mucin-2-like. The transcript is spliced from 5 exons. The record is from RefSeq and is a predicted model, not a curated record. Gene Ontology annotation, biological process: canonical Wnt signaling pathway; non-canonical Wnt signaling pathway; negative regulation of canonical Wnt signaling pathway. Gene Ontology annotation, molecular function: Wnt-protein binding. Bases 1 to 2442 code for a protein of 813 amino acids. NCBI's taxonomy places the organism in Eukaryota, Metazoa, Arthropoda, Insecta, Thysanoptera, Thripidae.